CUCAAAACAUACCGACGGGCCACCGCCACCACCACCACCAACCCGACCCUCCUCCCAUGCCCAAGCUGGUCCAACGCUACCACCAAUAGGCGGCGGCAACCAGCCCAGCUUCGGAGGGCCGCUCAGGCAUAGUUGCUGCCCAGCUUUCGUAGUGAGCACGAGUGCGCUCCCCACCUGCGGUAAUUUGCCACAGAGCGACUUUCAUCUAUCUCUCAUAGCAAAGAUGGGCAACUGCCUCGGGUCGGCGUCCAAGGCGGAGACGCAGCCAGGGUCAGACAGGACAGAUAGAAGCGAGGGCAUGGAGAUCAAGGGCAGUGUCGCCAUCAUUACAGGGGCUGCCAGGGGCCUGGGUAGAGCCUUCGCCGAGACCUUGCUGGCACGUGGAGCUAAGGUGUGUGUGGCUGACAUAGAUACAGAGCAGGGCCAAACCACCGUGGCAGAGCUGCAGGCCAACCAUGGGGAAGGCAAUGUCAUAUUUGUCUCCUGCAAUGUUACAAGUGAUGAUGACUUUAAGGGAGUCUGGGAUGCCACUGUUGAGAAACUGGGGCCUGUCAAUAUCCUUGUCAACAAUGCAGGCAUUGGAAACGAACAGAAGUGGGAAAAGACCAUAGAAGUGAAUCUGGGAGGGUGUAUGAGAGGCACACUACUGGCCCUGGAGAGGAUGGGCACCAAUAAAGGAGGGUCAGGUGGAGUGGUGGUCAAUAUCUCCAGCAUUGUAGGUCUCAAAAGCAACCCCUUUGGCCCCGUCUACUCUGCCAGCAAGCAUGCCAUUGUUGGCCUCACACGGAGCUUAGGGAAUGAUUUCCAUCUAAAGGUCAGUGGGAUCAAGGUUCAAGCUCUGUGCCCCAGCUUAGUGAAGACAGAUUUGCUGGCAAAUGCUAUAAAGAAUGCAUUCUCCCCUGAAGUAGCACAGGCAAUGGCCAAAUUUGCAUCCAGCCUUGGGAGUUUGACGGCUGAGGCCGUGGCUGGAGCAUUAGUGAAACUGCUGGAGGAGGGGCGCAAUGGAGGAUGUCUAGUGGUGGAGGCAGAGAAGGAGCCCUACUAUGUAGAAGCUCCUGUCUCCUAACAGACCUUACUUCACCAUGGCAUGGAUAUAGUCGGGCAUAUUCAAGAAAAUAGGGAAUUCCUUGCUGAUGAGUCUGUUUACCCUUGCCUGACAAAAUUACAAUGGGAUUCAAUUAUUGCCCCUCUAAGGUAUGCGUUAAUACAUGAACACUCUACCAAUUGGUGUUCAUACUUGGAAAAAAGCUAUUCAGAAAAAAAUGACCUGAGGCAUAGAACUUAUAAACUCCCUAUAAAGAGUGCUUGUCAAUCUUGUAUUCUUAGAAUAUCAAAUUUUUGUUCUGUAACUCAAUUCUCCAGAUAUUUUUUUCCUUCUGGCAUGACUAGUAGGCCUAAUUGGUUCAGUGUGUACAAAUUGGUGAAAAUACCUAUGAGGAGCAUCUGCACACUUUUGAAAACAUCGCCACAAUCUUGGGAAUACUUCUGAUCCAUUGUGGCUUUACAAAAUAAUAUCACUCAGGCGCAACAAUUUUGUGUCAGGAAAACAAGAUCUGAUAUGAACAGUGAGGCAUGUGAGGGUGCUAAGACAGAUAAGUUAUUAGCUGUUACUGUAAACAAGUGAGAUUACCAUCACUAAAUUAACCUGGCAGCUUCUGUGUAUUGUUGAAUUUUUUUUUUCCAAUGUGAAGUCAUAUAAUAUAUUUUUUUAUACUUAGUACACGAGACAUAAUAUAUUUGGGGCAUAUUUCAUUCUGCUCUAGUUAGUAGCAGCUACAGUAGUCCAGAUUUUACAUGUUUCAUAUACAUCGAAAAUUCAUAAAGCAGGGGUGCUAAUUUUUUCGUUAAUCGAUGGGUGUAAGGGCUUGGUUAAUUUUUAUUUCACUGCUCAUUUCUUGUACUAAGAAAGAGAUGGUUAUUUAUAUUUCUUUUUUUUUUUUUAGAAAGAUUGCCCAUAGAAAUUGUAUUCUAUUUUUUUUUUGUAAUGAACAUGAACAAUAUUUUUUAUAAUGUGUUAAACAAGAUAAAUGUGCCACUGUUUGAAUUAGAUUAUGCUUCAUA
Eriocheir sinensis (Chinese mitten crab) is the source of this 2061-nucleotide messenger RNA. Its product is annotated as 15-hydroxyprostaglandin dehydrogenase [NAD(+)]-like. The record is from RefSeq and is a predicted model, not a curated record. Lineage: Eukaryota; Metazoa; Arthropoda; Malacostraca; Decapoda; Varunidae. Gene Ontology annotation, cellular component: cytoplasm. Gene Ontology annotation, molecular function: oxidoreductase activity, acting on the CH-OH group of donors, NAD or NADP as acceptor. Bases 224 to 1066 code for a protein of 280 amino acids. The transcript has 8 exons.